This is a messenger RNA of Eurytemora carolleeae, 1121 nucleotides long. RefSeq lists its product as uncharacterized. The transcript has 11 exons. The record is from RefSeq and is a predicted model, not a curated record. The coding region runs from base 110 to 898 and encodes 262 amino acids. NCBI's taxonomy places the organism in Eukaryota, Metazoa, Arthropoda, Copepoda, Calanoida, Temoridae.
CCUAGGUAUUGUCCCUCUAGAGGAGAAGGUUCUAGAAUCUGAGGAAGGACAAACCAACAUUUCUAGAGAAGGGACUAAAAUAGGAAAUCUGAUUCACAGAAGCUUUAACAUGGAGAGAUUAAGGGAAGUUGCGAAACAAAGAGAGUCUAUUCUUGAAGCUUUUGUUUUGGAAGAAAUAAAAAAGAAAAGACUUGAGAAAAAUCCCUCCUCCUCCUCAGCAAAGGUGGAAAGUCCUGUGUUGGGUGCAAGGAAUCGUAUCUCCUUGAACCUAAUACAGUAUCCUAGUUCAGAUGAUCUAGAUGAUAUUACAAGUAGUUCAUUAAGUAAUCUCAGGUUAGAUUUGGAGGAUGUACACGAAGAAUCUGAUGAAGAACGAAAGAUGACCCAUGCAGACCCCAGCCUUGAUAUAUUGGAGGAGAAAAAUAAGAAGGAACUUAAAAGAACAAUAACUUUCAGAUCUAUCCAGAGACAUUCAAAGCUUAGUCAAGAUAUGCCUGAAAUAACGGAAAGUGAAUCUGACCCGUUGCUAGAGAACUUGAGGUUAGACACUUUUAGUAGGAGCAGCAGCCGGUCAUCUCUAGGAAUCACAGGCUUAGGCCCAACUAUUGAUAUGAUCUACUCCCCUUCAAUAUCCUUCUCCUCAUCCUCUUCCAUCCUCAUUACACAAGAGAAGAAGGUUGGCGGGGGAGGUGUACUGAGUACAGCUGGAAAUGCCCCAAGAGUACAAUAUCUUAGACCGUACUUAAAUACACCGUUAGAUAAAACCCCGACACUCACGGUUAUAGAUUUCAGUGAGAUGAGUAGACCUAAACCUAAACCAACUAUGGUUAAGAAAAGAAGGAAGAGAAUAGGAGAAAAGGUUGGAAAAUGUAGAAUAAAUGUAAAACUUAAUGUUUGACCUGUGUUCUAUUUCAGGCGGUGACAAAGGAAGAAUUUUUCAAUCGUCUGUAUGCAAGCUAAUUAAAGAAGAUAAACUGAGCUUUAAUAAUUAAAUUAGUCUAAUUUUUAAAAAGUUUGAAAAUCUAGUAAAAAAAAUCUUUAAGAUCUUAAAACAUCUAGAAAUCUUUUAAAAUGUAGAAAGAUUGAGAUCACCUUUAGAUUUAAUAAAGUAUUUUCAUAAA